CGCGGGGAUGAAAACACGUGUCAACGUUAUACUCCACACCGCAGACACGAGGGCACCUGGAUUCUAAAGUGUUCGUGAUCUUCGGUUGCGCCCCUGACCGAAUUACCCAGAGACGCAAACGUUCGUAAAAGCUAACGGGAAUUUUUUAACUCGACGAUUCAUGCAGAGAGUGGCUUGUUUCUCGUCGAAAUAUGAACAGAUCGGUGGCCCGUAAUUGUUGAAAUUAAUAUUUAUAGAUAUGAGUGAAAAAUUCAGCAAACUCGACGCUAAUUGAGAAGUCAAUUGAAAUUUCGCAUGUAGGAAACAGUGGCGAAAAAAACUUUGUUUAUGAAUUGAUCUUAUAUCGAGUGGUUCUUUGAAAAAAAAUUCGAAAUAUUAAUCCGCUUGGUCCACAAACGAGAUAAACGCCCAUUCGGCGUGAUUCCAUCAUUUUUAAUGUGAACUUGUAGAUUUUUUAUCGUGCCCCAUUUGUACGGAGUCGUUAAAUUAGCAAACGUUAAGCGCGUAAGGAAAAUCCGUUCAUUAAAUUUUUAUGACCCAUCGUAAUUCGCGCGUGCCCUUUUUUUCCUCAUACGUUUGGCGGGGUGAAAAACUUCCAGAUAAUUUUGAUUAUCUUGAAGAAAAAUUGGAUGCUCUACUCGGACGUCGCAUUAUGACCGUAGAGCAAUCCGGCUGAUUUUUUCACCUCUUUCAUCUCGCUGACACGCCGUGUCGACUUAAUCACCAUUUAGACGUACUCAAAGAGGAUCGUGAAAAUGUCGGUUGAGGUGAGAGCCGGCCGUCCAACGGUGCCGACAGUCCCACAGUCCAAAAGACCAACUAUUCUGGUGUAUCCUACGGUUUCUCCGGAAAGCAUUAUAGUGCCCAUUGUUUCCUGCAUACUCGGAUUUCCUCUGCUGGCUCUUCUGGUCAUCUGUUGCCUGAGAAGACGUGCGAAACUAGCGAGAGAACGAGCUCGGAGAAGAAACUGCGACAUGGACCACGGAGCUCUGAGUCUUGUCAGAUUCAGCCCCAUACAUCGACUCGCUGCAGCAUCCAAAGAAGACUUGGGUGAAAUCGGAUUGAACACUGGAGUGGGGAGGACUAACAGGGCGGUAUCUCUUCGAAGCGAAAGAUGUUCUCGAGCAUUUCCAUCGUUGGAAUUGGACACGGUUGUCGAAGAGCGAUCGGAUCCGGAACAGAGCACUGCCCUGGAACUAAGUAGUCCGGACUAGCAUACGGCUCUCGUGGCACCACCAAGAUCGCCGAGGAGAUCGACGGUUCUGGUUGUGCCGCCUCCAGUCGACCGAAGCCCGCUUUGGACAGCGCUGACUCAUGCGAAUUCCGUAACAACGGUUUUAGGGGAUACCUAGCAGGAAAUUAAAGACAGCAGUUUUGUCGAAGCGCUUGUUCUUGAGCUACCGAUCAUUUACUGACAACGGAGUAUCAACCACAUCGCUAACGACCACGCUGUCUUCGGAACUCCAUCCUUCAAUUUAUCGAGAGAUAAAAUCGAUGCUGUGAGGGAAAAUUUCACAUCAUAUCAGCUAUAUAAUAACGGCAAUGGGACACAAAUACAUUGUGCAGUUAUAUUAUCAAACCUAUCGAACUUCUCAUUCUCGCACCAAUCAUACAUGCUGACCGGCUCUUAUAUGAUAACUAUCGUGUUUGUCAUUGUAUAAAAACCAAAAUGUGGUGGAAUAUUUAAAUUAUAUAUAAAAUUGCGGUGAAUGAGAAAUCUUAAGUAAAAUCAAUAAAAUGCACAAUUUGUACAGAAUAAAACAGCUUAAGUAUAAAUAAUUAUAGUGCAGAUAGUAAUUAAAAAUUUGGGGAUACGUACACGGAAUUAUUGUUGACAGUUUUGGAAUUUUCAUAGUAAAUUUAUAAUCACAUCUCUAAAGGUCGUGGAAAAUCGAAAAGUGGAAACUAUUACAACUUUUUAUGGACAUAUGUGUGGACCCUAACACCCCAAAAAGAUAAUCGUUUAUAUAUUAUAUAUCCUGUGUAGUUUAAGCAUUACAGCUGUCAAAUUAAAUUUACCAAGAAUUAAGCUUUUUGAGAUAAGAAUGCGAUGUAGGGAAUUAUAAAUGAGGUAGGUGCAUUUGUGAAGGAUUUGUACAUUUGUAUAGAUAUUAGGUAUGAUAUACACGUACUAUUAUACAAAAUGUAAUCAUUUUUAUGAAUAAGGUGGUUUUUACUAGUUGGCCAAAGAUACGCGAAGCUUGUUGAAUGUAUGAGAGUAUCAGCAAAUAGCUAUAUCGAAUUGUGCUUUAUGAUAAGUUAGGAAAUAGUACAGUUGAAAUACUGUGUUCAAUAUUCAGUUUUUGGUAAUUAAUCCGCAGUUUGAUGACUGUUCCGAGAAACGAUUGGAAAUUUUGAUUUUUUCUACAAACUGUUUCUCUUUGUCCAAACUAAUGAUAUACCGUCGGAGGAGGCUAACAUUUCCUAUAAUUUUUAUGAAUUAUAGUUUUAAAAUUCGGGGAAAUGAGGGAAAAUCCUACGCCCGAGUUACAAAUAUUAUUUUUCGAUGCAAUCCCGAUGAAAUAGAAAAAGAUUCAAAAGGUAAUAAAUUUGUAUAUAACUCUCGAUAAACUAUGAUAAUUUAAAAAUCUUAGGGUCGAGAGUACAAUGGGGAGAGUGGCUGGAGAGUUUCUGGUAAUACGAACCUCAUAAUUCAGGUAAUUAAUGAAAAAUAUCAACUUCCCCCGACAAAAUAUCAUUCAUAUUGAAAGAAUAAACAACACCAUAUCAAAAAACGAAUUGUUUCGCCAUUUUUCAGAAAAGCCAUCAAACUGCAUAAUUACCCAGUUUUUGUGCGUAUACCUGUAAGUAUUGUAUAUGGGGGUGUAUAUAAAUGAAUACGAUAUAUAUGUAGUUGUAGAUAUAGUUGCAAUGUGGAUAACGUGACACUGAAGUUGGGACUUAUCAAGAGUUAGCCAACAAUCACGACAUAAAUCACCCAAACGACUUGCUUGUCCUUACCGCCUGGACAUACUCAGUAACGGUUACAAAUUAUACGUUUGUUUGAUCCAUCAACGUCCAUCUUACGCCACAUCUGAACAUAUAAUAUGGAUAAAAUAUGAUAAAUAUCAUCAUUCGGUGAACAUAAUCAAUGGCGCCCUUCCACACCAUUACGAUUUAUACGAGACUCAGUUACAACGGCCAGCAAUCAAUGCGUUCGAAUUGUUUGAACAGUGGAAGCGAAGAAUCAUUCUCAGGCGCUUGGCCACCUGGACGCUCUUGCUCUCUGCUAUGAACAAUAAUACAGGAAACUAAUGUGUAGAACAAAGCGUGGAAGAGCCAAGAUUAUUUUGCGACACCUUAGUCUUUGUAAAAAAAUUUAUCAUAUUUGCAGAUUGAAUUUCGGUUUCUGAAGUCAUCAAUAUCGAUCUAUAACAAAACAAGAAAUCAAAAACGAUAUGAAAUGAGAUAAAUUUGUAUUCAGUCAAUCUCAAAAUUGAUGUAAAUUUGGUAAAAACUAUUCUGUCAUAUCGUCUGCAAAUUCUGUUGCAUUUCAGGAUUAGUAUAUUGAGUUCUGUUUCAAUAAUGACCAAACCCCACUUACAAUUGGUGAUAAUUUUGUUGAGGAAUUAAUUAACCCAUUUCAGACAGUAAUUAUAAAUUACACAUAGAUAUGUAGCACUAAGACGAUAAAUAAUUACACAAAUCACAUCACCGAAAACAUGUAUUUUUGACAUGAGCAGCUGAAUUCAAGUUAAAUUCUGUGAGCCAGGAGCUUAUAGAGAGAACACUUCAAUAAAAAAAUUUGAAUAUGUAUUGCAGAGCUGAACAAAGCAAUUCCCGAUGCAUCAUAUCUCGGUGAUAGACUGUGUGUAAUAAAGAAAAAAGUGAUGCCAUAGUAAUGAACCUCAUGCAAAAGAUGAAUUGACUCAUAACACACUGGUUUCUGGAUAAAAACUUAUCGAACUUUAUAUAAAUAUAGAGUGAAUAUUUGAUGGUGAUUUGAUCUCUGGACGUCUAUGCUUCUAUUGAGUUUAGAUGCACAAUGACACUGAGCAAAUUCAUAUGGAAUGUUCUGCGGUCUAAAUUGUAGAAUAUGGUCAGAAGCGAAUGUACCUCAGCGUAUCAUAACUAACUGCAUCAUGUGAACAAUGAAUCGUAUAAGUUUACCUACCUGCAAGGAAUUCGCUUAGCAAACUAUAUAUUUUAAUAACAAAAACCAAUAAAAAUUUCACAAAAACA
Messenger RNA from Athalia rosae (coleseed sawfly), 4182 nucleotides. RefSeq lists its product as uncharacterized. The transcript is spliced from 6 exons. NCBI's taxonomy places the organism in Eukaryota, Metazoa, Arthropoda, Insecta, Hymenoptera, Athaliidae. Bases 756 to 1214 code for a protein of 152 amino acids. The record is from RefSeq and is a predicted model, not a curated record.